Messenger RNA from Durotheca rogersii, 1152 nucleotides. RefSeq names its product histone-fold-containing protein. The record is from RefSeq and is a predicted model, not a curated record. Gene Ontology annotation, biological process: transcription initiation at RNA polymerase II promoter; RNA polymerase II preinitiation complex assembly. Gene Ontology annotation, cellular component: transcription factor TFIID complex; nucleus. The transcript has 2 exons. Gene Ontology annotation, molecular function: transcription coactivator activity; protein heterodimerization activity. The coding region runs from base 105 to 1103 and encodes 332 amino acids. Lineage: Eukaryota; Fungi; Ascomycota; Sordariomycetes; Xylariales; Xylariaceae.
GACAGGCCUCUCUCCUCGACUGCCCAGUCCGCGGCCAUCGCGACUGGCCUUCGUAGACCUCGACCGCUUCACGCCACGUAAGACCAAGACCAACCUUGAGAAACAUGGCGUCACCUCCGCACGCGUACUCGCCCGCCGGCUCUCCGCCGUACCCCCCGAGCGCGCAGUUGCCGACGAAAAAGCGUGGCUCGGCAACUGCCGAUCUUGCACCACAUCCACCCUCGAUGAAGCGACGCAAGGCAUCUACUAUGUCAGUCACCUCUGCUGGCUCGGCACAUCCUCUUCGACAAACUUCGUUCCCGCCAGACGAGUCGCGUAAUCAGGCCUUCUCCCCGUCGUAUCGACGUUCGCCCAGUGUCGACACCAUGAGUCUAGUUAGUGGAAGUCAGGUGAGCGGCGCUCCUGCGAAGAAGAAACGAGGCAGGAAAUCGAAGGCGGAGCAUGCUGCUGCCGAAGCCAUGCGAGAUGGCACGCCGAGCGUUGUUGGCGGUCGAGCGCCGACCGUGGCUAGCAACGCCAGCGGCAACAACACCGGUAAGGACGCGGAUCAGGAUGCUGGCAAAGAAGGCGAGUUCGAGAUACCCGAGAACAUGGCUAGUAUGUCUGCUGCUCGGACACAAGAACAGAUCGAGGAAGAGAGGGAACUUAAUGCGCUGGUCAAGACACGUAUGGACCCGGAGCAGUUUCAUCGAUACGAAGUUUGGCAUCGCCAAACACUAAAAAAUGCCGACGUAAAAAGACAUAUCAACAGCGUAACCUCACAAUCAUGUCCGACAAAUGUCCAUCAGAUGAUGCAAGUUGUCUGCAAGAUGUAUCUCGGGGACCUUGUCGAGGCUGCCCGCGACGUUCAGCGGGAAUGGAUACAGUUGGGCGAGAAGCAGACCGACUUAUCCGACGACGAACUCAAACCGAUGAACGAGAUGUCGAAGUAUCGCCGGCAGGCUCCCCUUCGGCCCGAACAUCUUCGUGAGGCGUACAGGCGUCGCCGAGCCUCUGCCGAGAACGGCGGUGCGUUGGGGAGCUUGAUGGUCUGGAACCAGCAGACUCUGAACGGAGCUGAACGGUUUGCAGUGAGAUCUGGAGGACGACGGAUCUUUACCUGAACGCGGCACUGCUGGAACCAGCGGCAUCGGGUGGAAUUACGUACCUAGG